Messenger RNA from Microtus ochrogaster (prairie vole), 2398 nucleotides. It is a transcript of the gene Eif3f, whose product is annotated as eukaryotic translation initiation factor 3 subunit F. The record is from RefSeq and is a predicted model, not a curated record. Gene Ontology annotation, cellular component: eukaryotic translation initiation factor 3 complex, eIF3m. Gene Ontology annotation, biological process: translational initiation. Gene Ontology annotation, molecular function: metallopeptidase activity; translation initiation factor activity; translation initiation factor binding. NCBI's taxonomy places the organism in Eukaryota, Metazoa, Chordata, Mammalia, Rodentia, Cricetidae.
AUGGCAUCCCCGGCCGUACCGGCGAGUGUCCCUGCUGCCACUGCGGCCGCAACCCCUGCGCCGGCUGCCACCGCAGCCCCGGCUGCUGCCCCGACAGCGCCCACGCCGGCUCCGGUGCCGGCUGCGACUCCCGCUGCCGCCCCGGCUCCCGCCUCGUCCUCCGACCCUGCGGCCGCUACGCCUGCCGCUCCGGGCCAAACCCCGGCAUCCACGCCAGCCCCUGCGCAGACGCCGGCGCCUUCACAGCCCGGGCCCGCCCUCCCUGGGCCUUUCCCCGGCGGCCGCGUGGUCAGACUGCACCCGGUCAUUUUGGCCUCCAUCGUGGACAGCUACGAGCGACGCAACGAGGGAGCUGCCAGGGUUAUCGGCACCCUGCUGGGAACUGUUGACAAGCACUCAGUGGAAGUCACCAACUGCUUUUCAGUGCCACACAACGAGUCAGAAGAUGAAGUGGCUGUUGACAUGGAGUUUGCUAAGAAUAUGUAUGAAUUGCACAAAAAAGUCUCCCCAAAUGAGCUCAUCCUAGGCUGGUAUGCGACAGGCCAUGACAUCACAGAACAUUCCGUGCUGAUCCAUGAGUACUACAGCCGGGAGGCCCCAAACCCCAUUCACCUCACUGUGGACACAGGUCUGCAGAAUGGGCGCAUGAGCAUCAAGGCUUAUGUCAGCACAUUAAUGGGUGUCCCUGGGAGGACCAUGGGAGUGAUGUUCACACCUCUCACAGUGAAGUAUGCAUACUAUGACACCGAACGCAUUGGCGUCGAUCUCAUCAUGAAGACAUGUUUUAGCCCCAACCGGGUGAUUGGACUCUCAAGUGACCUACAGCAAGUGGGAGGGGCCUCAGCUCGCAUCCAGGAUGCUCUGAGCACUGUGCUGCAGUAUGCUGAGGAUGUGCUGUCUGGAAAAGUGUCUGCUGACAACACUGUGGGCCGCUUCUUGAUGAGCCUGGUUAAUCAAGUACCCAAGAUCGUUCCUGAUGACUUUGAGACCAUGCUCAACAGCAACAUCAAUGACCUGCUGAUGGUGACCUACCUGGCCAACCUCACCCAGUCACAGAUUGCCCUCAACGAGAAACUUGUAAACCUGUGAAAGAGCCCCAAGAGGCUCUUGUGCUGGUCUUGGUUUCCACCACAGGACUAGGCUGAAGUGGAGGCAAAGGGUGUCUUUGUGUCUUGAGUCACAAUGACUCAGUCAGCUGCUUGGGACUCCUAAUAAACAUAGCCUACCUUUUGUAAAUGAACUUUAUCUGAUGUGACUUUAUUGUUGGCUGGGAGAAAGAAAAAUGUUGUUGAGCUCAUACAGAAGACAGAGAGUGAGCAUUGGAGGAGACGCUGGUUAAGUGUUGGCAUGACUCAUCAGCAGUAGUGCACCCACAGCCCAGGCUCUGUUAGCUUCACCCGCGCCACACAGACGGCCUUCUUGGCACAGUGGCUUUAUAGUCAUACUGUUUUUACUCUCAGGAUCAUAGCAAAUGGAAUCUCCAAAAUUGGUAUGUGUGUGUGUUUCUUCAUUUUUUUUGCCCUCCUUAGCAUCUUACCGGAUGGCAGUCCAGGGGUUGUCUUGUGUACAAUCUGGAGGAACUUGGAGAUGUGCUAAUGAGCCUGAACAGAAGGAAAAAAGGAUGGGCGCACCCCUCAGCCCUGGGACCCAUGAGCCCAUCUUCACGGUGAGGAAUAUCUGCUUUAGCGGACUAUUUGAUCUGGAAAGGUGUGCUCAUACAGACACAUAUAUAUGAUAUGCAUGUGCCUAACCAAACCAAAAGCCAAAGAAUGCUGAACUUAAAAGGCAGUAGUGGUUGGUCACCUUAGAGGUGGAGGGAGGUGGACAAGUAGAAGCAAGCGCAGGUAGUGACUGGUCUGGUGUGAUAGUGGCAGGUUAAUGCAUCUAAAUAGAGCCAGGUAUGACUUGAUGAUGGUGUGUUUUUCAUUAUCGCCCAGUUUGUUCUAGACAGCAGACAUUGUGUUUAAAUGAAAGAAAAUACAUUGAAAACAAUGUGGAAAAGAGGGUUUUUGUUUUUUAAUGUUGUCUAGUUGAUACAGUGGAAGAAAUGAAAAUGCUAAUGAGAAGCUCAGGACUGUGCCUUGGUAGAAUGCCUAAGGUGCAUGAAACUCUGGAACGUGGUGGGGGGGGGGUCCCCAUAAAAUUGGGUGUGAUGGCACACUUGUAAUCCCAGCCAGGGAAGUAGGGAGCAGGAAAAUCAAAAAUUGAAGCUUACCCUCAUCUUGUAUGAGUGUGACAGCAAAUAGAACACAGGCAAUUACACAAAGACAGCGUAUUCUCAAUGAAAAUGUAAGUUGCGUAUCUGUCACAAUUACAGUAAAAUGCGAAGAUAAUUAGAUCUGGACAAGCUGUUUCUAAACGUUUAUGUGAAAAUAAAAAUGUCUUCCAAAACCCUGUC